This is a messenger RNA of Gossypium arboreum, 1741 nucleotides long. Its product is annotated as vacuolar protein sorting-associated protein 53 A-like. Bases 715 to 1128 code for a protein of 137 amino acids. Gene Ontology annotation, cellular component: GARP complex. The transcript is spliced from 9 exons. The record is from RefSeq and is a predicted model, not a curated record. Gene Ontology annotation, biological process: retrograde transport, endosome to Golgi. NCBI's taxonomy places the organism in Eukaryota, Viridiplantae, Streptophyta, Magnoliopsida, Malvales, Malvaceae.
UCUUUAUACAACGUAAAUGUAUUAUUGAAUUGAUUAUUCAAGAGCAUGGAGCCUUGCAUCAUGUUUGGUUCGACGGAAUGGCCAUUCCAUUCCGCCCCUAUUCCACGCACUACAGUGACUCAUUUGUUUGGUUGAAAUUUGACCGCCGAAUAGCUAUUCCGUGCGGGCUCAUUACGCGUAAACGCUGCAUAACCAUUCAGAGGGUUAGGCGCUGAAUGCCUAUUCAAUGGCUCUCGUAAUAGAUUUUUUUUUCAAAGGAAAAUCUCUUCCUACUUCUACUCAUCAUUCAAACGAAAAUCUUUUUGGGUUUUUCAUAAAAUGCAUAGAAUACUCUCUGUUUUUGGAUUUUGGGUGUGGUGGAUUUGCGUGAACUGGAAAAUAUGGAGAAAUCAAUGUCGAAGGCGGAGCUUUCCAAAGAAAUGCACACGUCUCCCACUGUGCAGCCCAGCGAUUGUGGGAACGGCGAGGCUCCGAUCAAUUAUCAACGAUUGUUACAAUCUUGGAGAAGGACUGCCCUAUGUUUGAAAACUUGUUUGAACUUUGUCAAAUUUAUGCUGGUGGGACAAUAGAUGCUGCAAGAAGAUUAAACAAUCAGUUAUGUGAUAUUGCUAUAAAUUGGGCUGGUGGUUUACAUCAUGCCAAGAAGUGGGAGGCAUCUGGCUUUUGUUACAUCAAUGACUUUGGUUUUGGGAAUCUUGGAGCUUCUUAAGUAUAAUGCCCGUGUAUUAUAUAUUGUCUGGUGAACUGGCUGAAAGUGUAUCCAAAAUCAUCGAUUCUCAAUUUGCAGACCGGGUGGAUAUGUCUGAAGUGCAGGAAACUAAAUUUGAUGCCGAAAUGGCUACAAUGACCUGUGUUCCAUGGGGAACCCUUGAAAGCGUUGGGGACCAAUCAGGAUAUGUCAAUGGCAUAAAUAUGAUCCUUAGUAGUAGCAUUCGUGUACUUUGGAGCAUUCUUUCACCUAUUUACUUCCAGUUCUUAUUGGACAAGCUUGCAUCAUCGGUUGGCCCCCCGGUUCUACAUGAAUAUUUUCAAAUGCAAGCAGAUAUCAGAAACUGGACCCUAACAAGUGAGGUCAAAAAUUUCGACAUUUGGAUUUGGUGGGCCAACCGAAGUUACCUAUGGUGGUAAUGCCUUGAAGUUUUAUGCUUCAGUGCAUCUAAAUAUAAGGAGAACAGGACUUGUCAAGAAAGGAGAAGAGACUAUUGGAAGUCAAGUUCUUGUGAAGGUUGUGAAGAACAAGCUUGCCCCUUCAUUUAAGAAAGCUGAAUUUUAGCUUGAGUUUGGCAAGGGAAUAUCCCGGGAAGGGGAGAUCAUAGAUUUGGCAAUGAAACACACACUUGUUACAAAAUCUGGCGCAUUUUACAGUUUCAACGACAGGAAACUCCAUGGCAAGGAAGCCUUUAGAAGGUUUUUGGCGUAAAAUGGCAGUGCUCUUGAAGAACUUGUGAUGAAACUUAGAGAAAAGCUACUUGAUACUGAGAGCAAGAAGGAACGACAAACAAAUAUCUCGGAUGAUUGUGGGUGUAAUUUUGGCGUUGAAAAGUUUUGUGUAUUCAAUGGAUGAGAUAAUACAAGAUCUUGUUUCAAAUUUCCAGGGGCAUCUGACUGUCUCCCUCUCACAUUGUCCUAUUUCCAGCCAUAUUUACCAUGUUAACAAGGGAGCAAUUUAUAUUUGAAAAAUUGCAUUGUACAACUUAGAUUCUUAUUUAAAUUCUGAGAAAUUUUUCUGCUAUCUAACAAA